AUUAGAACUUUGGAAUUUUCGGUAUAUCUAUAUAUAAACAAGUUGAUCCUAUGCAUAGUUCUCAGUAUAGAAGUCUUUUUACAUCCGGCUGUCGUAGAGCAGGUAGAACCACGCAAGACUAACAAAAUGGUUGCCCAAAAGAAACAAAAAAAGGCUUUGGAGUCGAUCAACUCUCGAUUGGCUUUGGUGAUGAAAUCGGGAAAAUACUGUUUGGGUUACAAGCAAACGUUGAAGACCCUCCGUCAAGGAAAAGCUAAGUUGGUAAUCAUCGCCAACAAUACCCCUCCAUUAAGGAAAUCUGAGAUUGAGUACUACGCUAUGUUGGCUAAGACAGGUGUGCAUCAUUACACUGGAAACAACAUUGAAUUAGGAACAGCCUGUGGUAAAUAUUUCCGAGUGUGCACAUUGUCAAUCACCGACCCAGGAGAUUCUGAUAUUAUCAGAACAUUGCCAGAAGCACAACAACAAUAAUUUAUAUUAUAAAUAAACAAAAAUAAUAUA
This is a messenger RNA of Ctenocephalides felis (cat flea), 501 nucleotides long. RefSeq names its product 60S ribosomal protein L30. Gene Ontology annotation, cellular component: cytosolic large ribosomal subunit. Gene Ontology annotation, molecular function: structural constituent of ribosome; RNA binding. The transcript is spliced from 4 exons. NCBI's taxonomy places the organism in Eukaryota, Metazoa, Arthropoda, Insecta, Siphonaptera, Pulicidae. The record is from RefSeq and is a predicted model, not a curated record. The coding region runs from base 127 to 471 and encodes 114 amino acids.